Molecule: messenger RNA, 1052 nt
Organism: Xylona heveae TC161
Lineage: Eukaryota; Fungi; Ascomycota; Xylonomycetes; Xylonales; Xylonaceae
Exons: 4
Coding region: 106-687 (193 amino acids)
Source: RefSeq, a predicted model, not a curated record
ACCAGCUUCCAGCCUUUCUUGGAUUAAAAUCUCCAAUUCGCCCCAUUUUAGGGAAUCUAUGAACUACAGAGAUUUUUGCGGGGAAAAGGGAAGUCGAUAGCCAUCAUGACGCGAAAAAUCGUUUACGUUGGCGGCCUGGUGGUAACUCUUGCGGCAUUUGCCAUGACGCUCGCAAGCAUUAUCAUCCCUAGAUGGAUCAGUUUCUACAGUGAAUCGUUUUCUGGUGAACCUAUUCGCUACAGCUAUGGCCUGCACAAGAGCUGCUCCACGCUGACGGGCUCAUGCGCACAUUUCCCCCAAUAUGAGGACUGUCAUGGUUCCGACCGACAUUUCUGCUCCAUGUGGAAAUCCGUGGGCUUUCUCAUGUCCUUUGCCAUUGUCAUCGAAGGCAUGAUUAUCAUUGCGCAUCUCGUUGUUCUUGCGGGUGGCGUUCAGAAGAGAAUACAUGGUUGGAAAGUUCUCAGUGUUUCUCUGUUCAUCGCUGGCGCGAUCCAGUGCGCCGCGAUGGCCAUUGUGGCCUUUCUUUAUGACAACGAUGACCGUUUCUACCUUUGGCAGCUUGACAAUUCUUGGAUCCUCUGCACGGUCAGCUGGAGCGCUCUCAUUGUUUCAGCAACAAGUCUUAUUGCAUCUGCCUAUUUCUUGCCUCCGGAAGGUGACUAUGAGCUCAUUCCCGAGCGACAAUAGUAUAAGGCCGGCAUAUUGGAAGUGUCCAGUCUUAAGCUUACAUUACGACACAUCGACAAACGGAAAACGACUAUUAGACUGAAGUAUUUGACGAUUUAUAUGGCAUUGGAGUCUUGUUUAGCCGGCGCUGUUGGAAUAAUUUUGUUGAAUAUACACUUGAAGCUGCCUUAUCUUUAUUUAGAGCAAGCUAUCUUUUCAAUUUGUGGCUAUCAAUAUAUAUCUUGGCCAGUUUAAUUUACAGUUUCAAUAUCUCAUAUCUUUGGAGAGAAUUUACUACUUUGGGUCAUGAUCAAAGGGAAAUUACCUGUCUGCGAUAUUUGUCCGCCUGGUUUACAUCUAGAGUUUACAAAUAGGAAGGCCUUAUG